Molecule: messenger RNA, 625 nt
Organism: Clunio marinus
Lineage: Eukaryota; Metazoa; Arthropoda; Insecta; Diptera; Chironomidae
Source: the annotation of a GenBank genome assembly
AGUUUAAUAUUAAAAAAAAGUAUUUAAGGAAAUGUUUUUCCUUCAAAGCUUCAUCAGUUUUUUAAACUUCACUUGAAUUUGAGUUGAACUUUUCAAAAUGGCCAGAAUUUCGUUUUAUUUCACAGUCUUCUUGUGCAUUUAUGCUCUUGCCAUCAUCGGCUUGGUAAAUGCUGGAGGUGAUGUGCCUCCUUCUUACCCAGAAUGUGGACUUGAUUCCGCACCUUGUGCAACGCUUACUUGCCAAGUUGGUGUCACAAAGAUUUUUGAAGAUGCCGGAUUCUGCUGUUGUUCCUAUUAAUUUAGUCACUUCAGCUGAACAGUUCUGCUAAAAAGUUGUUUUGUUCUCCAAGGUUCAAAUCUAUUAAAAAAUCUAAUAAUGAUGAUUUUGGUUUCGAUCUUAACUAAUCAAUUUAACUGCAAAUUACAAAAAAUAAAUAAACAUUACAACUUGUGAGCUUCAACAAAUCUUUUAGUAUAGAAAUUACUUUAUUAUUGUAUUAUGAGUUCUUCUUCGACUUCCACCUACACUUUAUUUAUUAAAUAACUGAACAGUGUUACUUCAUGAAAGUUAAAAUAUUUUAGAUGAAAGAACUCAUCAGAUGUCGAUUCUCGUCUGUCCAUUAUU